This is a messenger RNA of Megalobrama amblycephala (Wuchang bream), 4864 nucleotides long. It is a transcript of the gene klhl27, whose product is annotated as intracisternal A particle-promoted polypeptide. Lineage: Eukaryota; Metazoa; Chordata; Actinopteri; Cypriniformes; Xenocyprididae. The transcript is spliced from 13 exons. Gene Ontology annotation, molecular function: actin binding. Bases 2561 to 4318 code for a protein of 585 amino acids. The record is from RefSeq and is a predicted model, not a curated record.
GGCGCGUUUUCAGACCUCAGGGAGUUAAAUCUAUUAAAGAAUGCAACGGGGCUUUCACCAGUUCUCUGUUUGGUAUUGGCUGCAUGCGAGAUGUCUUGUUUAGCAGAAGACACUUUUAGCAAAAAAGCAGUCAAUUGCUUGAAAAAAACUUUAAGUUUACCUGAGCUGGCCCAAACCCAAUCAUAUUCAUCUUCUUCAUCCUUAGAAUCAGUAAUUAGAAGCACUCGAGAAGGUUUAGACAAAUCAAGGGGCUUCGAAUCUCCAGCUUUCUGAGAUACAACACGACGAACAGGCAGUGUAUCGUACAUGGGGUUUAAGUAAUCAACUUCUUCAAUCAUUUCCUCCUCUGUAAUUUCCGCAGGCAGUGUUUUAGUAAAAAUAAAACGAUAAUCUCGCCCUGUCAGUUGACUGUAGGCAGUUAACCUUUGCAGCACUGCCACAAAUUGAUGUGGUGACAUAGCUGGAUCAGGCAGAUCUUUGCAAAUGGCAACUGCCUCCGUUACACUCAGAGGAGUAAUUUUGUAACCAUCUGGAAGCUGUACAAACGGAAAAACUUCAGUUGUGGACGGCAACUGCGGAUAUAAUCAAUUGGUCAAGCGCUUUGGAAUUUCAGCAGAAACAACACAUUCAUAUAGAGGAAGGGACGUAUCAGGUUUCAACUGAGACUGAGAGGGAGAGCUGUCUUGUUUUUUCAGCUCUGGACACUUAUCCCAAUAAGUUUUCAUCUUCAUCCAAGCUUUAUAUGCAUCUUUCAUAUAAUCAAUUGGCCAUCCUGGGUCACCCCAAGAACUAAAGAUCAUAUCUUUUGCAGCACGCAUAUCUUCAUCUUUAAAAGAACCAUCGCGGGCAAAUGGAUCUAAUUGUAUUUUCCCUUCUGACCAUCCCGCGAGAUUAGAGAGAUAGAGUUCAGUGAAAAAUGCUUUAUUAUUGCGAUUCAUGAAAUCCUUGGGGGUUUCCCCCAUUAACGGUCAACUAAUCGUUUCACCCAUUUGAAACAGCCAACAAAGAUCUCUCCUUUGCUUUAAUAAAAAUCUUACAAUUUCAGAGAAUGGUCAAAUAAAAUACAAAUUAAAGUCUGCAGCUUUAUAUUAACUUUUUAGUAUUUUUGGCAAAAAGAAAAUUUUUGAUUCAGUAUUAUUCAUUCAACUGCCAACAAGGACCUGAGGAUAUCACCAUGAAAUAGACUUAGAGAGAGAGAAAAUUUUCAACUCAAACUCAUCUAUUCCCUUCCCACGCAUAUAAUCCAUGAGGAUAACACCAAAAAAUGAAAGGGUGAUCAGUCCUCUUUCACUCUUCCCGCAUUUAUCAAAAAUACGAGGAUAUCCACUUUUAACACAUAUGAAAAAGUGCGGCACAAAAAUACAAGGAUCAAUUUCUCAUCAGACAGUAAGAUGCACUUAAGCAUUUUAUUUCUUACCUGUCUGGAGAAAUCCCGACAAGCCCCCAAAUUGUUAGGUUUUUGCUCCUAAUUCGUGCCUCAUCCCACACCUCUUAAUUGGCAAUUGAAUGAGCAAUCACUCAGCGCUGAGGGAGAAUAUAAUCUCAUUUUAUUGAUAAGAAAAAAGAGAAUAUAUAGAAAGAGUACAAGGGGUGUAGUAUAGGUUCAGCCAAUGAGAGAGAGAAUACAUCAUAUAGCUCAUGGUAUAGGAAUGUGAUACAUAUAGAAAAACAAGUCUAAAUAUGGUCAUCUCCCAGUUAACUAUCCAGGAGAGUAGUGUUAACAUAUACCUUGUGUCACUUUUGAAUGAUUUAUUGCACCCUCAUAAUUCUCAGACUGACAGCUGUCAGAUGUCAGGGCAUAUGUCAGGUAAUAUACGACCCAUGGUGUUACAUUGUGACGUGGCUAUGUGACUUCCUAUGCCAGUGGCUGUAUGACUUCCCAAGCUGUUGUCUGUACGUGUUAAAAAACAGAUCAAACAGGGGGAGACUGACUUUUUGAUAGGGUAUCACAUCUCUCACCCAGCAAUGAUGUUUUAUGGUUUAUUCCUUCCUUGUCUCCUGGCUCCUUCCAGUCUGAUGGGGUAAAGGUGUGAUGUCUGCGAUCGUUCAUUUCUUUGAUUGCGGGUUGCCUUAAAAGAUACCCAAGCCUAGUUUGUGUUAUGCUGACACCUCACCAGGAACAGUAAUGGGGGUUCAAUACAGUAUAUGUUAAUUGAGUCAAAAUAUUUGGAUCGUGACAUUCAGGUAGACAAUCAUCCCGACAAAACAAAAGGUAUGGCCAUUAAAAUAAGUGACCUGGUGUUUUAGAAGCCUGUAUGGGCCAUUAAUGGUCGAUAGGGUGGGGUAGGGGUCUAUCAUACUGGGUGAUUAUGCGUAGUCUACGUGACGCCUGAGGGUGAUGACCCAUUUAUUGGGGUGAUUGGGUGAAGUUUUAUAUAUAUGUUAAUGAUGUUGUGGGCUGUACCGGCUAUUUAAGUUUUGAGGUCUCUGUAUAAAGCUGGCCAGUUUUUCGUCAGUAUGUAUCCAAGCAUCGUGUGUGUCAGACAAUCUUCGAUCUCAAACAAACUAUUUCAUUCACACCACGGCUGUUAUCGGGACGUUCGAGUGUUUUACUGUGAAGAUGGCUGCUUUAUUCAACAGUGAUGCGGACAAUGCGUGUGGAAAUCUUGAUGAUCUUGUUGAACAAAUUCAAUUUCUCAAUCAAGCGAGUGGAGGGUCGAAAAACGGACUCAGAUCUGCAACAAAUCAGCCGCCUUCGCGAGGCAGCUCGAACAAUCCGGAACUGGGAGAUCCUAAACCUGAAACUAGCUCCUCGACAAAUCAGCCGCCAUCGCGAGGCAGCACGAACAACCCGGAGCUGGGAGGAACGUAUCCUGCGAGUACGUCAUCAAAACGUGUAUGCAUCCAGCCACUCAGCUCUAUUGAUGUGACAGUGGACACUGUGCAAGAGCUGAUGGUGGCUGCAGACAUGCUGCAGUUGAGUGAGGUGGUGGAUAUAUGUGGAGAAUUUCUCCGGGCUCAUAUGGACCCAUCCAACUGUGUCGGGAUUUAUCGCUUUUUGGAGCAGAUCGCCUAUAUGGAGCUGUUAAAGUUCACUGAAGACUACAUCCACGUCCACUUUCUAGAGGUUUGCUCCUCAGAAGAGUUCUCAAGCUUGUCAAAAGAUCAGCUGGUGAAGUUGCUCCGCAGUGAGGAGCUCAGGAUCGAAGAUGAGUAUCAAGUGUUCACGGCUGCUAUGGACUGGCUGCACCACAACGUGCCCCACAGGAAGAAGCAUGUGGUCGAAGUUUUGGAACCUGUGCGCUUCCCUCUGCUGUCACCACAGAGACUCUACAAGUACAUUGAGGGUAUUUCUGACUUCAGUCUGCGAGUUGCAUUGCAAACCCUUCUGAGAGAGUACACUGAAGUCAACAAGUCCCCUAAAGAGAGCAAACCUUUCAGCCUUCUGCAAACGGCCAAGACCCGGCCCAGGAGAAAAGCCCGCAAGUACCUCUAUGCCAUUGGUGGUUACACUCGUCUGCAGGGUGGCCGAUGGAGUGACAGUCGAGCUUUGAGCUGUGUUGAACGCUUUGAUUCGUUCAGUCAGUACUGGACCACCGUGUCUUCCCUGCAUCAGGCCCGCAGUGGACUCGGAGUGGCGGUACUGGAAGGCAUGAUAUAUGUAGUGGGGGGAGAAAAAGAUUCCAUGAUCUUUGACUGUACGGAGCGGUAUGACCCAGUGACCAAGCAGUGGGCGGCAGUGGCGUCUCUGACCUAUCCACGCUGUGGGGUCGGAGUUUGUUCGUGUCAUGGAGCUCUUUAUGCAAUUGGUGGCUGGAUUGGAUCGGAAAUUGGGAAGACCAUGGAACGAUAUGACCCAGCAGAAAAUAAAUGGGAGGUUAUUGGAAGCUUGGCUGUUCCUCGAUAUUAUUUUGGCUGCUGUGAGCUGCAAGGCUUCAUCUAUGUGAUCGGUGGCAUCAGCGAUGAGGGUACGGAGCUGCGCUCGGCUGAGGUUUACGACCCAAUCUCUCGCCGCUGGAGUGCCCUGCCUGUAAUGGUGACCCGACGGGCGUACGUGGGUGUAGCUAGUCUCAAUAACUGCAUAUAUGCUGUAGGAGGCUGGAAUGAGGCACUGGGAUCAUUGGACACUGUGGAAAAAUAUUGCCUAGAGGAGGAGAAGUGGGUGGAGGUGGCGCCGAUGGCCAUCCCGCGCGCUGGGGUAACAGUUGCAGCCGUUAAUGGUUUGUUAUAUGCGGUAGGUGGUCGAACCACUAGUAGGGACUUUUCAGCACCAGUUACUGUAGACUCGGUCGAAAUCUAUGACCCCCACCUGGACACAUGGACGGAGAUCGGUAACAUGAUCACCAGCCGCUGUGAUGGUGGUGUAGCCGUGCUCUGAUAUUCACACCCAGCAACAUAUCACUUAACUCCACUGUUGUAACUGAUUUUAGAUUGUCUAAUUUAUUAUAACUUUUAAAUGAGUUAAGAAGGACACAUGGUAUGAUUCUCAUAUGUUAGCCUUUGAGAAGACCCACAGCAUUGUUUGGGAGUGAAGCAUCAAGGUGUUUUUUUUUUUUUUGAGAUCAUCAGCAAUUAAUAGCUUGUGUAUAACAGCCUGCUUCAAAAGGUCACUUAGUUCACCUAUGCAGUCCAUUGUGUUGUUUGUGGUGUUUUCAUCUCAGUGUUGUGCAUUUUAGCCAGCAAUUUGCUUCUUUUGUUGAGUUCACUUUCACAUUUGCCUCAUUUCUAAAUAUUUUAUUUGUUACAAUUUGCACUUCUGUAUUAUACAUUUUUAUUUAUCACAAUCUUAAGCUUGUGGACACUUGCUUGAUUGCUGUUAAAAUAUUUGAAUAAAUUUAAGCACUAGAAUUUGUUCAGCUGAGAGCUUUAAUAUUUCAUUAAUAUCAACAAUUUCCUGGAAUAAAAAAAAUGGUUUACCACUCCA